AUGGGACCUCAAAACCCUAUUAUCAGAAUAAGCUCUCAUGAAUGGGAUGGGGCUCAGCCAAUGUUUGACAUUCGUCACGACCAUUCUAUCCAAAUGAAGGGCUCCGACUGUCUCGAUGGCGUGCUUCGAAAGAACUUUAUACAGCAGCAUGCAGAUAUGGGCGAUAAGAUAUUCUGGCCGCCGCCAAUCCUCAAGAACAUUAUGACAAAAGACCACGUUUCACAAGAAUUGGCAAGGUUGAAAAGCGACAAGAAGUUAGCCGGAGACCCGUUCGAACUCGUUCACAAGAUUAUUGCCGGAUAUCUAAAGGUCUUUGCUACAUUGACGCUUGCCGGGAAAGGGAAGUAUAUUGAGAAAUUCAUUCAGGACGGCGUCACAGACGGGUGUCUACCCCUCCAAGUACGUGGGGGCGCAAUCUCCCGAACGGAUGCACCGAAUAAAGUGCUUGCCUGCUUCGAAGAGCUGAAAUCCCGCGAUAAGGAUUGUUUCCUUCAGUAUCAGCACCAAGUGAAUCCAGUAAUCCUUGGCUUCAAUGGAGACCACAGAACAACUCAGCAUAAAGAUCUACGAGCCGGUGCUAUUUUACCCUUUACUGAAGUCAAGCCGAUGCGAGAUGGUGGUUUCUCUACUGUCAUACAGGUGACUGUACAUCCGGACUGCCAUGGGUUCAAUGAUUUUCUCAAACCAAUUAUAGUGAACGAUAAAUUUGCCUUGAAAGAGCUUUCGGCAUCUGGUACUGCCACGGAGUUUAGGAAGGAGUUGGAUGCACUGAAGCGGUUUACCCACAAACAUCUGAUCACUUUGCUCAUGUCAUGGACGUUCAAUAACCGCUACAAUCUCUUAUUCCCACUUGCAGGCGCUAACCUGGAAGACUAUUGGAGCUCUUCUCGUCUUCCUGGAAGUAUUAUACGCAUUGAUAUCGAUCUCGUGCAGUGGAUCUCGAAGCAGAUCGUCGGAAUGGCGGGCGCGUUGAAUGCUGUCCACGAACCAACUCAAUUUCUCCAAGCAAUCCCCAAAUAUGGCCGUCAUGGUGACCUCAAGCCUGAGAAUAUCCUAUGGUACCAGUCUGAAGAAGAUAGUAGAGGUAUACUUGUCAUAGCUGAUCUGGGGCUGUCGGCAAUUAACUCAGAUAAAAGUCGUUCCAAUAUUCCGAAUAAUGGAAUACCCGGUACACCAGGGUACAGACCUCCCGAAUGUGACCUUGACGGAGGUAAAAUCUCGCGAUCUUACGACAUCUGGACUUUCGGCUGCCUUCUCCUGGAGUUGGUAUGUUGGGCGCUGGGCGGUGAAGAAAAUCGCCAGGAAUUCGAGAAAGCUAGGGAGUCUCCUUACAUCACAGGGGCUGUUACAGAUAUCUUCUUUGAUGUCCAGGUCAAGGAAAACGGGCAAGGGUAUACGAUCACAGUGAAAGAACAGGUUAGAAAGUGGACAAGCGACCUACACAAUCUACCCACAUGCACAGAAUACUUCCACGAGCUUCUAGACCUCAUUGAAACGCAGAUGAUAAUCGCGUUGUCGCAAGACAGAAACAGAAUCAAGUCUCCUAGUCUCUUGGAAACACUUGAAAGGAUGCAUCGACGAGUCAUGGAUGGUACGGAUGGUUAUUGUAGGAAGGCAUGUCCUAAAAAACACGUCAAAAGAGAGCCGGAGCCAGUAGAUGCCAUUUUGAACAUCAUGGCUAAUAAGAUGGUACGGGAGCGAAAACCGGCUCUCAGCACGCAUAAAGGAGAAACCCAGAAACCGAAAUCAAGGCAAGAGCUGCAGAACAUGCCCUAGAUGGAUGCUUCGUCUCCUUAUCUUGUCGCGCACUUUUUCGCGCAUUAUGCUCUAGAACCAGCGAUUGUUUCGCUGACCUCGGUUAGGCCGAGUUAUCUCCCAUAGUAACUUGACUUGUCGUAAAUAUCCCUCAAAUCAUCUUCCUCAUCCGCUCAGCCGGUACACUUCAUCGACUGGCGCACAGCGCGCUUCCCGGAAUGAAGGCCCGGGGUUUCAAGAUUCUGCAUAAUGGGUGAUCUCAACGGAGGAUCUUAUUGCGUCGAGCUCGGC
Cucurbitaria berberidis CBS 394.84 is the source of this 2046-nucleotide messenger RNA. RefSeq names its product kinase-like protein. The record is from RefSeq and is a predicted model, not a curated record. Gene Ontology annotation, molecular function: protein serine/threonine kinase activity; ATP binding. Lineage: Eukaryota; Fungi; Ascomycota; Dothideomycetes; Pleosporales; Cucurbitariaceae. Bases 1 to 1776 code for a protein of 591 amino acids. The transcript has 3 exons. Gene Ontology annotation, biological process: peptidyl-serine phosphorylation; peptidyl-threonine phosphorylation.